Phyllopteryx taeniolatus (common seadragon) is the source of this 4730-nucleotide messenger RNA. It is a transcript of the gene fubp3, whose product is annotated as far upstream element (FUSE) binding protein 3. Gene Ontology annotation, biological process: regulation of gene expression. Gene Ontology annotation, cellular component: nucleus; cytoplasm. The transcript has 18 exons. The record is from RefSeq and is a predicted model, not a curated record. Bases 64 to 1857 code for a protein of 597 amino acids. Gene Ontology annotation, molecular function: mRNA binding. Lineage: Eukaryota; Metazoa; Chordata; Actinopteri; Syngnathiformes; Syngnathidae.
CUUCCUCCCCUCCCCUCCCCUCCCCUCCUCCUCAAGUGAGCCUCUCAGCUGCCGAGGCGAGUGAUGAUGAUGGCGGAGCUGGUUCAGGGACAGGCCUCGGUGGCUCAGCCCGGAACGAAAGAUGACUUCGCAGACACGAUACGCCGGGUGCGACAGAUGGCCGCCAAGAUGGGAGGAGAGCAGAUGCCAAACCUUCACAGUUCCUCACCCGUCAUCGACCCCUCCCUCUAUGGCUUCGGAGGCCAGAAACGCACGCUGGACAAUGGAGUAAGCAACCAUCUUGGCGCAAUGGUACAUCAAAGGGCUCUCACGACAGAAGACUUCAAAGUGCCUGAUAAGAUGGUGGGAUUCAUCAUUGGAAAAGGAGGAGAACAGAUUUCAAGAAUCCAGCUGGAAUCUGGCUGUAAGAUUCAGAUAGCUUCAGACAGUGGAGGCAUGUUGGAUAGACCCUGCACGCUGACUGGCAGUCCUGAGAACAUUGAGCAGGCCAAGAGGCUGCUGAGUGAGAUCGUGGAGCAGUGUCGCUACGGUCCGGGCUUUCACUGCGAGCUAGACGGCAAUGGCGCCAUUCAGCAGAUGCUAAUCCCUGCCAACAAAGUGGGCCUGGUGAUCGGCAAGGGGGGAGAGACCAUCAAGCAGCUGCAGGAGAGAACAGGAGUGCAGAUGAUCAUGAUCCAGGAUGACCCCAUGCCCACUGGUGCAGACAAGCCUCUGAGAAUAACUGGAGACCCCCACAAAGUGCAGCAAGCACGUGAACUUGUGGUCAAGCUAAUCAGGGAUAAGGACCAAGGAGAUUUUAGGGUGGGCAGGGCCGACUUUGGAUCCAAAAUGGGCGGAAGCAGUCUGGAUGUGGUGGUGCCCAGAUUUGCAGUCGGCAUCAUCAUUGGCAGGAACGGAGAGAUGAUCAAGAAGAUUCAAAAUGACGCUGGGGUCAGGAUCCAGUUCAAACAAGAUGAUGGAGUCAGCCCAGACCGUGUUGCCCAGGUGAUGGGCCAGCCUGACCACUGCCACCACGCCGUGCACCUCAUCAAUGAGCUGGUUCAAACUGCCCAGGAGCGAGAUGGCUACGGCGGCGUGAUGGGACGCCGCAGCCGAAGUGAUUGUAACAUGGGCGGCGGUCUCGGAGGGCUACAGGAAGUGACAUACGCCGUACCCGCUGACAAAUGUGGCCUGGUGAUCGGCAAAGGCGGCGAGACCAUCAAGAACAUCAAAGAGCAGUCUCGAGCCCACGUGGAGCUGCAGCGAAACCCACCGCCCAACACUGACCCCAACGUGCGCAUCUUCUCCAUCCGAGGCACACCGCAGCAGCUGGACAAGGCUCGCCAGUUGAUCGACGAGAGAAUUGGGGCUCCCGGGAUGGGAGGAAACAGCAGCUUUGGCAUGAAUCCUUACAACCAAGGAGCAGCCACCCCUCCUCAGCACGGCGCUCAAACGUUCAUGACCGGAGGAUGGGGGGCAACCUUCCAGAUUUGGCAGCCUCCAGGCCAACAGGACCACAGUCACAAUGGAUCCCAGACAGGCCAGAUGGACUGGGAGCAGUAUUACAAAAAGCUAGGUCAGCAAGGACAACAAGCCCAGAGCACCGCUCCAGAAUACAACAAAGCCUGGGGGCACACUUCGACUCCUGGCUCUCAGCAGGCUUCAAAUCCAGACUUCAACGCCUGGGUGGACUUCUACAGGCAGCCCAUGGCCUACUUCAACCAGGGCGCCCAGCAGUCUCAAGCUCCGGGCCUUCAGGUGAGAUGCACAAUGUAUUCUCUCGUUGACAACAGUUCAAUAGGGGGAAAAAAAAAAAAAAAAAGUCAUGAAUCUCUCCGAAAUCCCCCGCUGCCACAAUCCCCCUUGGCAUGUGCAUGAAACACCCUUGCGCGACAGUUCACACAAUUCAGCUGCCAGAAUACUUGACAGCUACUCUACAGUAUGCAGCCAAUCUGGAUGAAACAUGGUGUACUUACUGCACUAUGUAGUGGAAUUCAAUAUAAAAGCUGUGUCAAAAAAAACAUGGCUUUUUAGAUCACGCCCACGUUUUGACAGUAACAUUGAAGACAGUGGAGCUGAAAUAUUUGGUUUAGAGGGGUGGGCUAACGGCUCAUGGGCCAGAUAUAGCCUUCUAAAGCAGGUGAUCUGGCCCACCAUGUCAUUCUAAAUACAUUGAACCCACAAAUGCUACAAUGUAUGAUUAUUAUUUUCUUGCAUAGAUGUAAAUAGAUUAUUCAUCUAUUUUUUUGGGGCGUUUUUUUUUAACUGAGCCCAAAUUUGACAUGCCUUUAAGCUGCUCGUGUGAAGUCAAAGAAAUGGAGCAAUUUAGGUACUAUGAUGCCCUCACAUGUGGCCAUGGGGAGCCAGUCACCGAUGCACUUUCAGCCCCUUAUUGCUUGGGCAAUCGGUCCAAUAAGAUCAAUCACAAGAAGCUGCUGCUGACCACAACUCUCGUCCUUACGCUCACACGCAGCCAAAACAGCCAACCUGACUCUAGCUUCUGACAUCACGCUCUAGGCCACUCCCCUUAAAGGCACAUAUCAACACAUAACUACUACAGUAUGUACAAUAUUUAACCAGUUUAUUUGUGCAAGUGCUAUUUUUUUGUAAGGUGUUAGUGUGAAUGGUUGUUUGUCUAUAUGUGUCCUGCGAUUGGCUAGCAACCAGUUCAAGGUGUACCCCCCCCUCUCGUUCCGAGUAAGUUGGGAUAGGCUCCAGUACGCCCACGACCCUCAUGAGGAUAAGCAGUAAGGAAAGUGUGUGUGUGUGUGUGUGUGUGCGUGCGUGCGUGCGUGCGUACGUACAUGUAUAUAUAUCUGUGUGUGUGUGUAUAUAUAUAUAUAUAUAUAUAUAUAUAUAAUAUACACAUACAUAAAUAUACGCAGGCGUGCUGGAGCCUAUCACAGCUAUCUUCGGGGGAGCGGCAGGGUACAUCCUGAAGUGGUUGCCGGCCAAUCGCAGGGCACAUAUAAACAAACAACCAUUCACACUCACAUUUGUGUGCGUGUGUGUGUGUGUGUGUGUGGACAGAGAGAGAUAGAGAGACGUAUAUUUUAAUUGUUUUUUCCUCUUUAAAAACUGCAUAAACGAGCAGCACUUGAGCUGCAUAUUGUGUAUGAAGUGGGAGCGAUUGCUAUUUUCAUCAGUAUCAGUUUCCACAUGUUGCUGUGUGUGUACUACUCCAUUGUGUGUGUUGUCCCUCAGGAUCACUAGAGAAAGUCUCAUCGCAGAGGAUGAAGACUGCCCUCUUUUUUCUUUUUUUUUUUUUCUCUAUAAUUUUUUUUUAGACUCGCAGCGCCUUGAAGAUUUUUCUUAGUGGGAAACACUAGCUGUAGAAUGACAUUAUGAAAAAAUAUAUUUGAAAUCAGCAGAACCUUUAUUUGUUACUAAAUGCUUAUGUACACUGUUAUUUUGAAUAGGGCGUGUUAUCUGGGAUCCGUUUUUUGUUUUUCGCCAAAAUGAAAAGCGUGUGUGUAACAUUUCAGAGGCAAUACGUAUAUAUGAUCUGUUUGUUCCGUUUCUUGCGGCACCAUGUUGAUUCCGCUUAGCAGUCUUGAAUACCCUUUUUUUUUUUUUUUUUUUUUUUUCUCAUAGUGUCUAAUUCAGUGAAAUGAAACUGUGAUGUUUUGUUACAGCAGAAUGUGUUUUUUGUUACAUGGUUUAAAGCGAAGAAAAAAGCAAUAGUUCUAAUUUAAUUGUGUGUCGUAUGCUGUUCUUUCAUGCAUUGUCAUUUUAUUGUACUCACACACACGGGGGGAAAAAAGGUGCAAUAUCUUAUUUCACGUUUGAAAUACAAAGAUGGCUUCUCUAAUAUUUUGUCUGACUUUUAACUUGUAGUUUUAUGAUGUUUUUUUUCUCUCGCUUGAGGAUAAUUUAUUACAUGAUCUGAUUAUAUAAGACUUAGAGGGAUGUUUGCCUUUGCUACCUUGUAAAAGUGUGUAUAUAUAUACUGUAUAUAUAUGCUCAUGUAUCUGACUGUUAAUUUAAAAAAAAAAAAUGUUUCAUAUAGAAAUGAUCUUUCCUACCACCAGUAUUGUAGGAAAAGUGUCCCUCUUUUUUUUUUUUUUUUCUCGGUUCUUAUUUUCUUAUACUGCUCCAAGAUUGUGAAUGUGAUUGAAAUUGGAUGUUGCAUCUUGUUAUGAAGAAGAAAUAUGUUGCCUUUUUGUUUUUUUGUUUUUUUUUGGGGGGGGGGGGGGGGUUGUACGUUUUGUGCGUGUGUUCAAGACUGCUAAGCCUCUGUUUCCUUCUACCUUUGCGAUGAUUGAUUGGUUUUUGUUAUGUUUUAAGAAGUGUUAUGAUCGAAAGAUACGCUCUCCUUCGGUACCUCCCGCUUUUGUCCGAUGCUAAUAACUUUUUAAUUAUUUUUUUAUUUCUUUGUUGUGUGAUCUAAUAUAAAAACAUUGACGAUGUUGCGUCGUCAUGGAGAUCUGAUUCUUGUAUUAACGUCAUUUCUUAAUGAAAAGGGAUAUAAUUUGAAAAAAAUGUCUAUGGUGGGUUUACUUUUGGUGUACAGUUAACCAUGUAUUAAAAAAAAAAACAUCCAGACUACCUUCAUUGUGUACUGUUAUACAAGCUGUUUUUUGUUGGUUGUAUUUGUUUUUGAUGCCUGAGAGUUCUAUUGUGUAAAUACAACCAUGAUAGGCCAACUGUGUAUGUUUUAUUAGCAGAAAAUCUAUUUUCUAUAUAGCCUGUUGACAGUUCUCAAAAGUCAGAAUAAAUUUUCCGCAAGCCUCUCUUGUGGUUGACCUCCA